CAGGUAAGAAAAUUGAUAUAAUUAUUGAUCAUUAAAAACGAGCAACUCUGAAUUUCUACACAAAAUACAUAUUUUCAGCAAUUCACGAGAUGAAUUCAGUUCAUAUUUUGGCUUUAUCAUGCCUGAUAGGCCUAGCAAGUGCGGGCAUCUACACAGAUCGCUUCAACACUCAAUAUAACAAAAUCAAAACCAAGGGGUACUUCUCCAAAGUAGGAGGUAUCCCUUAUCACUCGGUCGAAACUUUAAUAGUAGAAGCCCCUGAUCAAGGUCACCAAACCACAUCCGAAGCAUUCAGCUACUGGAUUUGGCUGGAAGCACUUCAUGGCAAAAUCAACAAAGACUGGCAACCAUUCAACAACGCCUGGGAAACUUUAGAGCAAAACAUUAUUCCAGUAUCAGCGAGCCAGCCUACCAACAACUUCUACACACCCAGCCAUCCUGCCACGUUCGUUCCGGAGCAGGACGAGCCCAGCAGUUACCCCUCUGCUGUCGAUUCCAGCGUACCCGUCGGCCAGGAUCCCCUUUACCAGGAGCUGGUCAAUGCCUACGGCACCAGCGAUGUAUACGGCAUGCACUGGCUGCUCGACGUCGACAACAUUUACGGGUUCGGCAACACUCCCGGCAAUUGCGAGCUAGGACCCCAAGCCCAGGGCCCCUCCUUCAUCAACACCUACCAAAGAGGCUCCAUGGAAUCCGUGUGGAGGACGAUUCCCCAGCCCACCUGCGACAGCUUCAGAUUCGGCGGACAGAACGGUUAUCUCGACCUGUUCACCAAAGAUAACAGCUACGCGAGACAAUGGAAAUUCACCAACGCGCCCGACGCCGACGCUCGCGCCAUCCAAGGAGCCUACUGGGCCUCGCAAUGGGCGCAAGAAUCCGGCCAGCUCGGCGCCAUUUCGCAAACGCUAUCCAAAGCCGCCAAAAUGGGCGAUUACCUCAGGUACGCGCUGUUCGACAAAUACUUCAAGCAAAUCGGCAACUGCGUCAGCCCCGCCAGCUGCCCGGGGGGCUACGGCAAAAGCGGCGCUCACUACCUGCUGGGCUGGUACUACGCCUGGGGCGGCGCUCUCGACACCACCAACGGCUGGGCCUGGCGCAUCGGAGACAGCGCCGCUCACUUCGGCUACCAGAACCCGUUGGCCGCCUACGCCCUCGCCAGCGAUCCCAAUUUGAGGCCCAAAGGAGCCACGGCGGUGUCCGACUGGCAAACGUCGCUCGACAGACAGCUGGAGUUCUACGAGUGGCUGCAAACCGCCGAAGGGGCGUUCGCCGGCGGCGCCACCAACAGCUGGAACGGCCGAUACGACACCCCUCCGUCGGAUCUCACGCAAAACACGUUCCACGGCAUGUUCUACGACUGGGAGCCCGUCUACCACAGCCCGCCUUCUAACCGAUGGUACGGAAUGCAACCGUGGUCGGUGGAUCGUUUGGCUCAGUAUUACUACGUGACCGGCGACAGCAAAGCCAAGGCGCUUUUGGACAAGUGGGUCGACUGGAUCCUUCCCAACAUUAAGAUCGAAGCGGGGAAGAAAUACACGCUGCCGGCUACUCUUACGUGGACGGGCGCUCCGCCCAACGUGCACGUUAACGUGGAAUCCACCGGUAGCGAUGUCGGUACUGGCGCCGCCACCGCGAGGACUUUGGCCUAUUACGCGGCUAAAACCAACAACACCCAGGCGAAGCAAGUGGCUAAGGAUAUUUUGGAUAUCAUGUGGACGCAGUACCAAACGGACAAGGGGGUUUCGGCGCCCGAAGCGGCGGAUACCUACAAUCAAUUCAACGAGGCGGUCUACGUACCGCCGAACUGGCAGGGUUAUUAUCCCAACGGGGAUCGCAUCGAGAACGGGGCCACCUUCAUCAGCAUGAGGUCUUGGUACAAGAACGACCCGGAUUGGGGCAAAGUUGAGAGUUAUUUGAACGGGGGAGAGGUCCCGACUUUCACUUACCAUCGCUUCUGGGCGCAGGCCGACAUUGCCAUAGCUCAAGGCACCUACGGCAUUCUAUUCAACGAAUAAAAUUUGUUUUUAAUUCGAUGUACAUUUUUUAAAAUGUUGAUAAUAUAAAAUAGUAAAGAAGUACAAACA
This is a messenger RNA of Phyllotreta striolata, 2084 nucleotides long. NCBI's taxonomy places the organism in Eukaryota, Metazoa, Arthropoda, Insecta, Coleoptera, Chrysomelidae. The record is from the annotation of a GenBank genome assembly.